This is a messenger RNA of Heterostelium album PN500, 1209 nucleotides long. RefSeq lists its product as uncharacterized. The record is from RefSeq and is a predicted model, not a curated record. The transcript has 6 exons. Gene Ontology annotation, biological process: protein localization to plasma membrane. Gene Ontology annotation, cellular component: plasma membrane. Bases 1 to 1209 code for a protein of 402 amino acids. NCBI's taxonomy places the organism in Eukaryota, Evosea, Eumycetozoa, Acytosteliales, Acytosteliaceae.
AUGGCAUUUGGAAAGACACGUAAAUACAAAAAGGUGGUAAAGGUUAUCUUUCCAUCUCAGCCAGGUGGAGAGUUUCAACUCUCAAACAUCAGUAAGCUUGUCUACUUUUGUGAGAUGAACCCCGAACAACUUCAAAAAGUCGGACCUUACAUUCAACAAAAGGCAGAGAAGAAUCUUAGUAGAAAGAGAAUAGAUUUUGUUAAGGCAUGUGUUAUUAUCAUUCGUGAACUUAUCAGUCAAUGUAGAAAGAAUCUCGUGUUGUUUGCAACCAAUGCUACUAAGUUGAUGGAGUUACUGUUGCAACAAGAGCAAUAUCCAGAUUUACAGAUUGAAGCAACUGAAACUGUACAAGAUGAUGCAUCUCUAUUCCCAGAGGUAGAGAGUUUCAUAAAGUAUUUCAUAAAGAUGUCACAUAAUACUACUGGAGAUGAAAUUGCCAGACGUAAGAUCAGAGGUGAAGGAUUACGUGGAAUCAGUGCAUACAUCUCGAUUCUUGAUUUGGUUGAUGAGUUGGAUACCUUCAUUUCGACACACCGUGAGAUCAUCUCUACCAUUUUGGAUAACAUGCAAUACAGAGAUCAAGUACCAACACCAUCACUUGCUAGAAGAAAUACACAAAGUGAAAAUGAUGAUGUAAACUCUGCAUUACCAUCGAAUGUUAAAGCAAUUGCAACUGAAUGUCUUAGAGAUCUUGCAAGAAGAGUAGAUAACAUCACUGUUAAUACAAUGGUUCAAACUAUAUUAAAUUAUUUGGAUAGCCAACAACUUUGGAUUGAUAAUGUACAGCAGGAUCAUUGUUUCCCAAGAGAGUCUGUUGAAAGUGCUCGUUCAGACACUGGAGAAUGCAAACCGCAAGCCACCACCUGCCGACCUCGACGAACAACUCAAGCUGGCGUCGUUGGUUGUCGAGUCGGUCGGUGCCGUCAGUCGCAACCACCGCACCUCGCUCGACAAGAUGGAAACAAUGGCAGAGAUUAUGAACAAGAUAAGAGAGGUACCACGCGCGCCCGACGGUUACAACGUUAUCCUUCUCAAUCUCGUGCAGUGCAUCCUCCAGGUUUCGCAGACGCUCACCGACAUCAUCCCACACUCGCCACUGAACGACCUCGUACAGAAACUGUUGGAUCUAUCGGAGCAUUCCUCGCCAGAGCUCAGAAUACACGUGCAAUCGAUACUCCAAACCAUUCUGCUUCCCAACAAAUCGUUUGA